CAACAUUCUCGUUUUUCACUCCCUUUUUAAAAAAAAAAUUGGCUUUAAUUGUUGAUUUGCAGCAACUGAAAGGGAAGGAAAUGAAUCCAGGGAAGGGACAGACUCUGGAUAAAAAGACAUGGUCUUUUAGCUGGGGUGAGGGUGUCCAGAACUAGUGGGGCAUAGGUUUAGGGUGAGGAGGGUUUAGAGGGAUAUGGGCCAAGUGUUGGCAAAUGGGACUAGAUUCAUUUCGGAUAUCUGGCCAGCAUGGACGAGUUGGACCGAAGGGUCUGUUUCCAUGCUGUAUGACUCGAGUCGUCUUCAGUGAAAGCAGAAGUGUCGUUCUGAAGUCUGGACUUUCGGAGCAGCUUUCAAAGAUGUUUUGUCCUGACUGGGAGCAGAACUUACAACGGAAUCUUUCAUUUGUGAGACAGCAACUGACUCAAGUAUUUGAUGGUUUGUAGACGGAAGUUUCAGAAUCAACAGGUGAAGGGCUUAUGCCCGAAAGGUCGACUCUCCUGCUCCUUGGAUGCUGCCUGACCCACUGUACUUGUCCAGUGCUGCACUUUUCAAAUCUGACUCUCCAGUGUCUGCAGCCCACACUUUCACAUCAAUGUCUGAGAGUCACUCAAUCUGUCAGGACUACAACGAUUUUCGACAAUGAUUCUGUGAGAGGGAGCAAAGCUUUUAUGUUCCAGUUUCAGUAAGUUUUCAGCAUCAGUGGGAGUGGAUGAGACACCCUACUGUUUCAGCGCACUGAGUGUGGAGCCUGAAGCAGUUAUACGGCCCGGGAAGAGGAAUUCACGGCAGGGAGGGGCUGUACUCCCGUUUGUGUGCGGCUGAAACUUCGUCCAUGGAGAAACCCGAGGAAUCCCGCCCCGUGGAGAAACCGUGGAUGUGUGGUGACUGCGGGAAAGGCUUCCGUGCCCCAUCUGCCCUGGAGACUCAUCGGCGCAGUCACACCGGGGAGAGGCCGUUCUCCUGCCCCAAGUGUGGGAAGGAAUUUACCAAUUCCUCCGCUCUGAGGAGGCACCAGUGGGUUCACACCGGGGAGAGGCCCUUCAGCUGCCCUGAGUGCGGGAAGGCCUUCAGCAAUUCCUCAGCCUUGCUGAGACACCAGCGUGUCCACACCGGGGAGAGGCUGUUCUCCUGCCCCGAGUGCAGGAAGGGGUUCAGCGAUUCCUCUGCCCUGCUGACCCACCGGCGGGUCCACACCGGGGAGAGGCCCUUCACCUGCCCAGAGUGUGGGAAGGCCUUCACCCAGGCCUCCGUCCUGCUGACCCACCGGCGCGUCCACACUGGGGAGAGGCCCUUCACUUGCACUGAGUGCGGGAAGGCCUUCAGCAAUUCCUCCCACUUGCUGACCCACCAGCGGGUCCACACGGGGGAGAGGCCCUUCAGCUGCCCUGAGUGCGGGAAGGGCUUCAGCAAUUCCUCUGACUUACUAAAGCACCGGUGGGUCCACAGCGAGGAGAGGCCAUUCAGCUGCCCCGAGUGCGGGAAGGGCUUUACCCAGGCCUCCAACCUGCUGACCCACCAGCGGGUCCACACUGGGGAGCGGCCCUUCAGCUGCCCCGAGUGUGGAAAGGCCUUCACUCAGGCCUCCGCCCUGCUGCGGCACCAGCGGGUCCAUACUGGCGAGAAGCCUUUCCCCUGCCCUGUGUGUGGGAAGGGGUUCACAUUGUCCUGCAACUUGCAGAGGCACCAGCGGGGGCACCAGUGUUCCCAACAACCAGAUUGUGCCGGUGACGCUGCGGUGGGUCACCCCCCGGACUGAACCUCCUGCCUGCUCUGACAGUGGGAGAGUCGGUGGGCUUUUGUUUUUGUUUUCUGCUGGACUGCAAGCACACCCCAAAAUCCCACUGUGGCUCAGCAGUUAGCAGUGCUACCUCAAGCACCAGGCACAUGCCUUUGAUUCCACCUUGCGGCGACUGUCUUGUGUGGAGUUUGCGCAUUCUCCCCCAGUGUCUGCAUGGGUUUCCUUCCACAGUCCAAUGAUGUGCAGGUUGGGGUGUAUUGGCCAAGCUAAAUUGUCCCAUAGUGUUCAGGGCUUUGUAGGUGUGGUGCAUUAGUCAGGGGUAAAUGUAGAGUAAUAGAGUAGGAGGAAUGGGUAUGGGUGGGUUACUCUUCGGAGGGUCAGUUGUAACUUGUUGGGCCGAAGGGCCUGUUUCCACACUGUGUAGGGAUUCUGUGAGCUUUGAUUCCAAUGGGUGCUACUGCCUGUCGAGCCCGGGACUGCACUUUCCCACUGAAAUGAUCCACACAAACCACUAGAUCAUCGGAGCAGAAGUUAGGCCAUUCGGCCCAUCGAGUCUGCUCUGUCAUCCUUUAGAAACAAUAAGACUGCAGAUGCAGGAAUCCCAAAGUAGGCAAGCAGGAGGUUGGGAGAACACAGCAAAGCCAGGCAGCAGCAGGAGGUGGGGAAGUCAGCGUUUUGGCUGUUUAUCCAAAUUGUUGACUUCUCUACCUGAAACAAUUUGCCAGGAUGUUGUCGGGAGUUGGAGGAUUUGAUCUACAGGGAGGGGCUGAAUAGACUGGAGCUGUUUUCCCUGGAGCUUCAGAGGCUGAGGGGUGACUUUAUAAGAGGUUUGUAAAAUCAUGAGGGGCUUGGUUUGGGUAAAUGGACAUGGUGUUUUCCCUGGGGUGGGGGAGUCCCGAACUAGAGGGAAUAGGUUCAGUGUGAGAGGGUGGAAAAAUUUAAAAGGGACCUAAGGGGCAAUGUUUUCAUGCAGAGCAUGGUGCGUGUAUGGAAUAAGCUGCCAGAGGAAGUGGUGGAGGCUGGUACAAUUACAGCAUUUAAAAGGCAUCCUGAUGGGGACAUGAAUAGAAAGGAUUUAUAGGGAUAUGGGCCAAGUGCUGGCAAAUGUGUCUCGGUUAAUUUGGGAUAUCUGGUCAGCAUGAACCAGUCGGACUGAAGGGUCUGUUUCCGUGCUGUACAUCUCUACGAUUACCGGUCCUGAUGUAAGUUUUAAAAUCGAGUCCAAGUAACUUUGAAAAGUUCAAUCUAGUUGACCUCAAGUGCUGAAAGGUUUCAAAUGAAUCCCUCCGAGCGAUACUGCUUAUAUAUGCUGACUGAGGCAAAGUAUCCCAACAAGUUCAACACAAACCCAGAGUUGAAGAAGUCAGAAGUCACACACCAAGGUGAUCAAAACUGGUCACAAUACUCCAAAUGUGGCUGCACCAACAUUUUGUAUAACUGCAACAUAGCUUCCCAACUUCUAUACUCAAUGCCCUGACUGAUGAAGGCCAGUGUGCUUUAAGCUUUCUUCACUGCCCUGUCUACCUAUGAUCUCAGAAAUAUAGGACCUACUCCAGACUGGAUUCACAAUCUGGCUGAUAGAAGGCGGUUUGCUGUCCUUUCUAGAGAUAAGUCUCCUGGACAGAACGUGCUGACUAACUGACUGAUCGACUGAACCUCGCAGUGCCCCACUGCCCUCCGUUAUCUAGAGGGGUUCACACACAUGCAGCGAAUGUGGUACCGAAACCUUUAUUUUAUCAUCUGUUUGGGAUUGAUCCCUAUUCAUUCGGUGCUAUGGAGUCAAAUGCCUGGAAACAGACCCAUCGGUCCAACCAGUCCAUGAUUCCCCAUCUACACUAGUGCCACCUGUCUGCUCCUGGCCCGUAUCCAGUAGUCAUAGUCAUUGAGAUGCACAGCCUGGAAACAGACUCUUCAGUCCAAUACGUCCAUGAUCCCCAACUAAACCAGUGCCACCUGUCUGCAUCUGGCCCGUAUCUGAUAGACACAGAGAUGCUCAGCACCGAAACUGACCCUUUGGUCCAACUCGUCUAUGCUGGCCAGAAAACCUAACCUAACCCGAUGCAGUAUUAAGAGUCCUCUUUAGCAAGAGACCUUAACAAGCUGUCGUAAUGGAUUCACAAAAGUAUGGGAUCAGAAAAAAAAAGCAUUUUCAUCUUAUACUUUGCAGCCAUGGUAACUAGAUCUUAGUCAGUUGACAAUACUAUGUAAAGAGGAUUAUAAGACAAGACAAGGUAAUAGAAAAAAUGGAUGGGGAAUGCGAGAUAAAAUACAACAAAAUGGGGGGACUUCAUGCAAACUUAAUGGAGAGUUUUGUGUGAAAAUAUAGACACUGCAGUCCUGAACACAACAGCAAAAUAUCCCUUUCAUAAAGGAGCAUGUGUGAGAAAUCAGACAGAGAUGCAUAAAAUUCCUACAGUGCAGAAAGAGGCCGUUUGACCUAUUCAGUCUGCACUGACCCAGCAAAGAGCAUCCCACUCGGGAUCACCCCAUCCCCCUGCGUUUACCAUGGCUAAUCUACCUAGCCUACACAUCACUGAGCAAUUUAGCCUGGUCAGUCCACCCAACCUGCACAUCUGUGGACUGUGGGAGGAAGCCCAUGUAGACAGAGAGAACAUGCAUACUCCACACAGAUGGUCACCUGAGGCUGGAAUUGAACCUGGGUCCCUGGCGCUGUGAGGUAGCAGUGCUAAGCACCGUGCUACCCCAAUAUGAAUAAAAAUUUUAAUAAAUCCACUAAGUUGUAAAUUUGUCCAUGUGAAGAACUUACUGCAAAUGAAUGGAAGCAAGAGUCCAUCCAAAGUGCCUUUGGGAGAAAUCCAAAACUUAAUUCAUUAACGAUCGAACAUACUUCAACCUCUGGAAUGGUCUGUGAGAGAGUGUAUCGGAGUCAGAUUCAAAUAUGGCAUUCAAAAGAGAGUUGGAUCAUUAAACUGAAAAGGAAAGUAAUUGCAGUGUUCAGUGAAGAGCAGGACUAAGUACUCUGGUGCCUAUAAUUAUGUCUGUCAGGUGAACCUCAGAAUGAGUUCCCUGAAUGGGGCGGUUCACCUGCUCCUGUUGAGAUUUCAGGUUGAUAACGUUUAGUUAGAUUCCCAAUAUCUGCAGGAUGCUUUCUCUGUUCUAGUAUCGACUUGAGUGACUCAAAACAAAAUUUGACACUAUGAAUUGCUCCUAUGAUAUCUCAUGAGAGGGUUAAUGAUAUUAACAGUGCCAUAUAAAUUGUUGUGGGUCAUAAAUGGCCAACUGAGAAAGGAAAUAAAACUGCCUAUCAUUAAAUAUUCAUUUUUAAACCAUGGAAAUAAAAUUAAUAUUUGGAAAACACACCAUUUGUUAUGUAUUAAGUAGAUCAGAAAUAGGAUUGGGUGUAGAUAAUUGAUCGUUAAGAUGUUCUGUCUUUCAUCACCAUCUAUUGCUGAUCGUUUAUCUGAAUUCUGUUUCCUACGCUUUAGUUUUCAUGACCAACCCGGAUGAAGGGGCUACACUCCAAGAGUUUGUGAUUUCAAAUAAAC
This is a messenger RNA of Hemiscyllium ocellatum (epaulette shark), 5244 nucleotides long. Its product is annotated as gastrula zinc finger protein XlCGF7.1-like. Gene Ontology annotation, biological process: regulation of transcription by RNA polymerase II. The transcript is spliced from 2 exons. The record is from RefSeq and is a predicted model, not a curated record. Gene Ontology annotation, molecular function: DNA-binding transcription factor activity; RNA polymerase II cis-regulatory region sequence-specific DNA binding. Lineage: Eukaryota; Metazoa; Chordata; Chondrichthyes; Orectolobiformes; Hemiscylliidae. The coding region runs from base 833 to 1756 and encodes 307 amino acids.